CGACAAACAAAAAUGGGCUUGUUCAUGUCUCUUGUUCUUCUCUCUAUCCUCUUCUCUCAAGCUUAUGCGACUACUCCAUUUCUUGAUGGGUAUCUUGCAAACGGGAACUUCGAAAAAGCACCAGAACCAUCAAACCUCCAGAAAACGGUGAUCGUAGGGAAGUAUUCUUUACCCAAAUGGGAGAUUUCCGGCAUUGUGGAGUACGUUUCCGGCGGGCCCCAGCCAGGCGGCUUCUAUUUCGCGAUCCCUCGUGGGGCCCAUGCAGCAAGGCUCGGAAACGAAGCUUCUAUAUCGCAAGUUGUUAAUGUGAAGGCCGGGUCGAUUUAUUCCCUCACAUUUUCUGCGACAAGAACUUGUGCUCAAGACGAGGUGUUGCGGGUCUUGGCUUCUGGCAAGUCGGAAGACCUUCCGAUUCAAACUUUGUAUAGCAGCGAUGGAGGAGACACUUACGCUUUCGCUUUCAUGGCUACUUCUGAUCGAGCGAAGGUCGUUUUUCAUAACCCGGGUGUUCAAGAAGACCCUACCUGUGGACCUCUAUUGGAUGCCAUUGCCAUCAAAGAGAUGCUUCCUCUACGUUACGUUGGAGGAAAUUUGGUGAAAAAUGGUGGGUUUGAGAUUGGACCUCACGUGUUCAAGAACUUCUCAACCGGAGUCCUCCUCCUUCCCAAAAUACACGACGUAGUUUCACCACUUCCCGGUUGGAUCAUCGAGUCGCUGAAACCAGUAAAAUACAUCGAUUUGAAACACUUUCAAGUGCCGGAGGGCCAAGCUGCCAUCGAGCUGGUUGGAGGGAGGGAAACUGCUAUCGCACAAAUCAUUCGCACGGUGCCUAAGAAAGUGUACAUACUAUCAUUCACGAUUGGAGAUGCGAAGAACGGGUGCCAUGGAUCAAUGAUGGUGGAGGCUUUUGCGGCAUCGGAAACCCUAAAAGUAAACUACGAGUCUAUAGGAAAAGGAGGUUUUAAAAGCGCAAGCUUUAAGUUUGAAGCGAUUUCGACUAGAACAAGACUCACAUUCUUCAGUGCUUUUUAUCAUACGAAGCUCAACGAUUAUGGUCACUUUUGCGGCCCUAUCUUGGAUGAUGUCAAGGUUUUCGCAGUUUCUCACUGAGAAGGAUGAAUUCAAAGGAUGCUUCUUCUCGAGUUAG
Messenger RNA from Cynara cardunculus var. scolymus (artichoke), 1147 nucleotides. RefSeq lists its product as uncharacterized. The transcript has 3 exons. Lineage: Eukaryota; Viridiplantae; Streptophyta; Magnoliopsida; Asterales; Asteraceae. The record is from RefSeq and is a predicted model, not a curated record. The coding region runs from base 13 to 1110 and encodes 365 amino acids.